AUUCAGUUCGCUUUUGACUUUGGCACGGAACACAAUAAAAAUCCAGGGCUAUGAAAUUCAAUCAAAAUUUAGUUGUUUAGAUAUAUUAUUUGCCCAUACUUUUCAGAGAUAAAUCGUGAGUGUGACUGUUUCCCUGGAUUAAACUUUAAUAUGAUCGGUAACAAGGUACUCUUCAAUUCGUUCGAUAUUCGCGCUACCUCGGAAAUGAGCUCCCGCAAAAAGAGUACGGUGCUCAGGCGACGGGCAUCGGCGGGCGGCAGGCUGGACGCGCCAAGGGGCUCGGCCACAUCGAUGAGAACUAGAGAGAUCUUGAGGGAUCAGCAUAAUGACCUAUAUGCACAGUUAGUCGAAUUGAAUUCGAUACAAGCUGCAGAGGGCGGUCAGCGACCAGAAGAAUGGAAUGUAGAGGAACAGCCUUCGGGCUGCGCAUCAAGGACUACGAGAAGAGGCCAAGUUUCUAUAGGAAUGAAUCACGCGGAAAUGAAUUCCGCUGAUCUCGAGCUCAUGGAAUCGACUUUAAAGGAGGAGUCCUCCUAUCAUACAAUAGGGUCUGCAACAGAUAUUCAUGCGGAAACAAAUUCCCCUGUCCUCGAGCAAAGUGAAUCGAACGUGGAGGCUAAGCCUUCAGAUCACUCAGGCUCUCUAGGCUUUCUAGGAUCUCAUCUACCCUCGCGCAGAACUCCGAAACGAUCGGCUAUGCUGAGAGCAGUCGUUAUUUCGAUUAGGAAGCAGCUAGAGGAGUCCAUAAGGACCGCAGAGUCGGUCGUCUCGUGCCACAUUUUAAGGUCGGCCACAAGAAGCCAAGUCUCCAUAAGGAGUCAUCGCAAGGUGCGAAAGAUUGUCCGCCAGUUUCCUGCUCACAUGAAUCUCUAUGUGAAGGGCAGCACAUCAGACAUUGGCAAUGCCCAACCCGUGCUAAAGGUUGUCCUUGCUUCUAUCAGGAAGGAGCUGACUCAGUCCAUAAAGACAGCAGAGGCGCUGAUCCUGAAGGCGACGAAGCUAUGCAAUCGCCUCGAGGCCUACAACAACAUCACAUAGUCUCACUGAAGCACUCUACUCUGACGAAUGCCUAACUGACUGAUCUGAGCUGUAUUUAUAAUUAAGAUAUCUAUGAAAAUCUUGGGCAAGUCUAU
Molecule: messenger RNA, 1133 nt
Organism: Drosophila navojoa
Lineage: Eukaryota; Metazoa; Arthropoda; Insecta; Diptera; Drosophilidae
Source: RefSeq, a predicted model, not a curated record